Scylla paramamosain (green mud crab) is the source of this 1406-nucleotide messenger RNA. RefSeq lists its product as uncharacterized. The coding region runs from base 677 to 1306 and encodes 209 amino acids. The record is from RefSeq and is a predicted model, not a curated record. Lineage: Eukaryota; Metazoa; Arthropoda; Malacostraca; Decapoda; Portunidae. The transcript has 3 exons.
GACUUCAGCAUGAGAAAACUCCAGGCUUCGAGUUAGGUCCUGGAUGGUUACCUCUGCUUCUCGUAUUCUUGACUUGAACUGGUCAACUACAAAAUCCUUGGCAGUAUGGAAAGUCUUUUCUUGAUAAUCAAGCUAGACUUUAAUAACUUCGGUAUCCAUUGCGAAGACCAGCUAAGUUUCAACACGAACAACGAAGUUCCAACACGGAAACCGAGCACAGCCAGGCACAUCCGCUUGCCACCACAGCCAGUGUGUGUGUGUGUGUGUGUGUCCACUACAGCAAGUGAUAAAUAGGGUAUUCGGAUGUAAUAAGUUUGGCUCUCCCGCUUACUGGUGAUACCUGACUGUCUCCUUCCGUAUCACAACCAUGAACCAGCAUUUCUUGGAGCAUAAAAAUAAUUAGGGCCACUGGGGAAGUAUUGGUGUCACAAAGGUGAGGUGAGGCGGGGGAUUAGAGUGAGGUCGCGGCAGAGGGAGGGAACAACCCACGCAUCCUCUCCGUGACCAAUGGGAGGAGGCCUGUUGUGAACUAACCAAUGGAAAGAGGCCUACCUGAAGGACAAAGCAUGCAAGGUCUGAAGGACAAGAACAGAAAUGAGCCAGGCAACAGAGGUCACUUGGCGCUGAACCAUCUCGCCAGCAGGUCACGCAGGAGAAGUCGCCCUAUCUGGAGAGCAUGGAGAACGCAGUUGCCACGUCUGCCAAGCGACCCCUCUCGCUGGUGCAGGAGACAACAAACGCACAGGAGCCGCCUGCAAAGGUUCCUCGGCGUCUUCUGCUGAGGCCACAGGACAUCUGCAUGGUGGUGCGACCCCGGGCACCGACGCCACAGCUGCUUCGCGCCGCCCGGUGCAGGCGAGUUAGCCGUGGGUGCCAGACUGUGUCUCCUGUGUGCAUGCGUCUGCCUCGGGCCUGCAACACAACGCUGUCCAUGCCUUGGGGCGUGCAGAGGCGAAAUGCAGGGAAACCAAAGGAUGAGUGGGAAUACUCCAAGGAAAACCAGGGCGAUGCCGUGAAGAAUGACCUUGCAGAGCUGCUGGGUGGCAGCAGCAUGAGUAAGGACUUGGCCUCCGUGUUCGGGUUGCGCGGGGCAUCUUGCGAGGAUGACGACGCGGAUGAAGAGCAAGAAUUAUGGAAUCCCCCGCCUCCCCCGGAGCUGUACGAGGGCGUGGAGGUGUCACAGGAGGACCGCAACACCCGGUGCGUGGCCACCAACACCACGCAUAUCAGGGUGGCUUACCCCACGCAUGUCAAGAAGUCUCGGGUGAAGCAGUGGCGGAGGGCAGCGAAGACCUGGCGAGUGUGACCUCUUCGUGUCAUAUUUCUGUAUAUGGUUGUGUACUCUAGUCAUUUGUAAUUCAUCUGUCUUGUAUUCAUGUGGUGACAAUAAAUUGUUGUUUUGCUCC